Calliphora vicina (urban bluebottle blowfly) is the source of this 648-nucleotide messenger RNA. It is a transcript of the gene HSPC300, whose product is annotated as haematopoietic stem/progenitor cell protein 300. The record is from RefSeq and is a predicted model, not a curated record. Gene Ontology annotation, cellular component: SCAR complex. Gene Ontology annotation, molecular function: protein-containing complex binding. Bases 130 to 360 code for a protein of 76 amino acids. The transcript has a single exon. Gene Ontology annotation, biological process: cell motility; regulation of actin polymerization or depolymerization; actin filament organization. NCBI's taxonomy places the organism in Eukaryota, Metazoa, Arthropoda, Insecta, Diptera, Calliphoridae.
CAAUUCUUCCCAAUAAAAACAACACACACACACAAAAAGUAAAAUUCUGAACAGUUCACAAAUUUUGUAAAAUUUUUUAAUAUAUUCAUUUAAGUUUCUGUUAUAAAUAAUUGUUAAUAUUUAAAUAACAUGAGUGGGGCACAUCGUGAAGCGGUACAAAAGCAGAUCCAUCAAGACUGGGCCAAUCGUGAAUAUAUUGAAGUUAUUACGGCCAGUAUAAAACGUAUUACUGACUUUCUCAAUUCGUUCGAUAUGUCUUGCCGUUCACGCCUAGCUGUGCUCAAUGAAAAACUGACCACUUUGGAGAGGCGCAUUGACUAUUUGGAAGCCUGUGUAACAACUGGUGAAACAUUGACAUAAAAAUAGCCUGGCAUGGGCUUAUGCAUACAUAGUUUAGAAAAGUAUUACAAGUGUUUAAAAACGAAUGAAGGAAUGUUAUUGCAGUAAUAAUGAUGACGACGGAGUGACAUGCAGUAUGAAAUCAUUCAUGAAUUUCAUGUCAACUUUAAUAGUUUACAUUUUUUUCUUUAAGCAACUUUAUUUUUAAUUUAAGUUAGUAAUUGUUUACAACAACAAAUUUAUAAUUCCCUAGAAAUGCAUUUUUUUCUAUAUUAAUAAUAAAAUCGUAUGAAAUAUUAAAAUAACUAA